GUAAUAUAUCUGGACACAGCCCGAGACCUUCAGUCAAGGCUAAACUGAUAAAAUCACUCGGAUGAGCAGUGAAACCGCAAACUUUGAGGAAUAAAGUGCAUUUAUGCACGAAAAGCUCGACAAAAUACAGCGGAAAGUGGCAAAGGAGGAACGUUUAAUCGGAGCAUUCGUUUAUCACGGAGAACUUAAAGUGAUGCACGCUUGAACAGAACUUUAUUGCAUGAAGUUCAAAUGAGCACAUACAUGAAUGCAAGCCCACGAAUGUGACCCAAGAACACGCGCUGAGGGAUCAAAGCAUAAGCAGCUUUUGGCUUCAUAACAGAGUCAUUGUUGGACUUGGACUGUUGUUUUUGUACUGCAUUUACAUAUCUGAUGAAGAUGAUGACGAUGGUGAACCUCGUGAGAGGCUCUGUGAUGAAGAUCCACGGCCUGUGUCGGGCAUCUCGAAGUCUGUCAGCUGAAGGCGGUGUGCGUGGGUUGUCUUCCACAUCCGGUCCAAAAGUGUGUAUUGUAGGUGGAGGGCCUGCAGGUUUUUACACAGCACAACAACUUCUGAAGGCUCAGCAGGAUGCAUCCGUAGACAUUUAUGAGAGGCUGCCGGUGCCGUUUGGACUGGUACGGUUUGGGGUCGCACCCGAUCAUCCAGAGGUCAAGAAUGUCAUUAACACCUUCACUCAGACGGCCCACCAUGAGCGAUGCAACUUCCAUGGCAAUGUGAAUGUGGGUAAAGAUGUGACGAUUGACGAGUUACGACAAGCAUACCAUGCUGUAGUGCUGAGUUAUGGAGCUGAAGGCAAUCGGUCAAUGGGAAUUCCUGGUGAAGAUUUAGCUGGUGUUUUCCCAGCUAAAGACUUCGUCGGAUGGUACAAUGGACUGCCCAGAAAUAAAGAGAUGCAUCCUGAUCUUGCAUGUGAGACAGCUGUGAUUCUUGGUCAAGGAAAUGUGGCUCUUGAUGUGGCUCGAAUACUGCUGGCUCCUUUGGACGUGCUAAAGGAAACAGAUAUUACUCAGAAUGCACUAGAUGCGUUGGCAAGCAGUAAAGUGCGAAGGGUUUUGCUCGUAGGCCGACGAGGGCCUCUUCAAAUCGCAUGUACCAUCAAGGAACUCAGAGAGAUGGUCAAUCUACCAAACACCAGGGCUGAUAUGCUGCCCACAGACUUUGAGGGCAUCGCAGAAGCUUUGAAAGACAUGCCCAGACCAAGAAAAAGACUGACGGAGUUGAUGAUGAAAGCCGUAAAAGAAGGAGGAGAUGAUAAAGCUGAGAAAUGCUGGGGUUUCCGCUUCUUUCGCAGUCCUGUGGAGGUUCUGGCGGGGGCUGGUGGGAAAAGAGCUACUGGAAUCCGAUUGGCUCUUAAUAAGCUUGAGGGUUCGGGUGAGAAUGCGCGUGCAGAGCCCACUGGUCAACUGGAGGACGUAGACUGUGGCCUGAUCAUCAGCAGUAUCGGCUAUAAAAGCAUUCCCAUUGACCCUGCUGUGCCCUUUGACCUCCGAAAGGCCAUCGUGCCCAAUGAGAUGGGAAGAGUGCAGGAUACAGCAGGUCUGUACUGCAGUGGCUGGGUGAAACGCGGACCUACCGGUGUGAUUGCAACCACCAUGAACGACAGUUUUGAUACGGCACGCAUUUUAAUUCAGGAUAUGGAUGCAGGCAAGCUGGAUAUGUCAGUCAGCAAACCAGGCGCUCAGGCAAUCACUGCUCUACUGCAAAAACGAGGUGUGAGAACGGUGCUUUUUCAACAAUGGGAGAAAAUUAAUGCAGAGGAGGAGAAAAGAGGCAAGUCCCUCGGAAAACCCAGGGAAAAACUUCUGGAUGUGGACGAGAUGCUAAAAAUCGCCUGGUCCUGAAACUCAACACAAUGAUGCCUUUAAAGCGAACAGAAGUGCUGCCAGGAACAUAUCUGAACUAACGCCAAAAAUGGUCUCACCCCAUCUAAACUCAGCUUCAAACUGUUUUUUUUUCCUCUUUGGAACAGGAUAAAGGAUGACAUUUGGAAGAAUGUUCAUUCCACUCUUGUUCACACAGUGAAGAAUGACACUUCAUGCUUAAAAAAUUUGGAUAUGUGACUCACAUCAAACCACCAUUUGACUUCAGACUUCUGGAAAUAUAGUGCAUAAAUGAUAUGGAUGUUUUAUUGUGGAUUCACUUUCGUUGCAUAAUAAGAGCAAUUAUGUUAUUCUUUUAAACAUUUUCACAGAAGGAAUGUUUCCCACAGGAUUUUGUGAGACUAUCUAGGAGGAGGCAGAUUUAAUUUUUAUUAAAAAAAGCCAUUUGAAAUUAGAACCACUGCAUUUUAAUCACACUACAAACAAAGAUGCUACACACACACACAGAGUUUUUUUUUUUAUUUAAAUUUGAUUGUAUCAUUUCAACAUUUAAAGCAAAAUGGUCUGAAUUUAGCUUUAUGCUAUAUUAUGCUAUAACUUGCAUAAAAAAAGCAGACAGGCUGAGUUUCAUUCUCUGACAGCAGGUGUCGCUUAUGGAACAACAGUGAUAAGAGAGAAAAAUGCUGUCAAAAGUCCGCUUCCAGAACAACAAUUCACAAAUAAUUUACUAACCCCCUUGUCAUCCAAGAUGUUAAUGUCUUUCUGUCUUCAGUAGUGAAGAAAUUAUGGUUUUUGAGGAAAACAUUUCAGGAUUUUCCUCCAUAUAAUGGACUUCAUUGGUGCCCCGAUUUUGAACUUCCAAAAUGUACUUUAAAUGCAGCUUCAAAAGGCUCUAAAUGAUCCCAGCCGAGGAAGAAGGGUCUUACACUUUCGGUUUUAGUUUGACGGAUACUUGGCCGAAGCAAUGGCACAAAACACAACAUUAAUGCCUUUUAUAAAUCUAUUUUCUUUUUACUAUGAAACCGAGAAAGACAGAUUAGACUGUGGUGGGUUGCCACAGAGUCAUCAUAUCAUUCCACUGUUUACCAUGCAUUAACUAGACUGUUUUUAUAAAAGAAAGAUGAGAUGGCUUUAAUGAUUUGUGACUUUAUUUACCAAGUUCAGUAUCAUUAAAGAAUUAAGUCUGGUGAGAUUCUGAUUGAGUUUCUUGUUAAUGAAUUUUUUAGCUUUGAUGUCAAGACAUGGACUUCCAGUAAUUACUACUAUUUCUCCUAAGUGAUCCUGGAGUCACAUCAAACAGUGAAGUCAGACCAGACUUUAUCUAAAUAAUGCAAGAUGCUAACGUAUUGUUAUUCAUGUCAUUCAUGCCAGAACAAACAAAAAUGUGUUUGUGAAAUGGCUUCAGUCUACACUGAUAAUAUUUUUACAUAAUAAAUAAUAGAUAAGAAUCCUGCUUCAACGCUGGAUGUCAUGCCAAGUUCCCUCAUUCGCAAACAGCUUGAUUGACAGGCAGUCUGACAAAUCAUAACACAGAAUCCACCAUUCCAUCCGACAAACAAAUCAGACAGGAGAAAAGAUCAGAUAGAACUUCGGUGGACUUAAACUUGAAACAUUGUGUGUAUUGAUGUCUUUCUGCGGUUGAAAUAAAAUACAUUCUGAUGUUCA
Messenger RNA from Labeo rohita (rohu), 3486 nucleotides. RefSeq names its product ferredoxin reductase (gene fdxr). The record is from RefSeq and is a predicted model, not a curated record. Gene Ontology annotation, biological process: ubiquinone biosynthetic process. Gene Ontology annotation, cellular component: mitochondrion. Bases 373 to 1842 code for a protein of 489 amino acids. The transcript has 13 exons. Lineage: Eukaryota; Metazoa; Chordata; Actinopteri; Cypriniformes; Cyprinidae.